Molecule: messenger RNA, 2368 nt
Organism: Xyrichtys novacula (pearly razorfish)
Lineage: Eukaryota; Metazoa; Chordata; Actinopteri; Labriformes; Labridae
Source: the annotation of a GenBank genome assembly
AUGAACAGGACUCAGACUGUCUCUUUGGAAAAACUAGAACCAGGUUUUGUGGAAGGGUCGGGAGUCUUCAGCGGUUUUCUCAGAGAAAACCGUUCCCAAACUCGUGACCCUCCUCGCUCUCAGCCCGACUCCACUCCUCAGUUUCUGUCUCUGCAGCUCCACGUCAGUCCACUCAGAGUCUCUGCCCACAGGCCGCUUUUCUCCACAUCACUGCCCAAGUUUCCCUGAGUCUGCACACAACUGGACCGUGUGUGUGUGUGUGUGUGUGUGUGUGUGUGUGUGUGUGUGUGUGUGUGUGUGUGUGUGUGUGUGUCCCAUAAACACUGAUCCUUGUCUCACUCAUCCGCUCCAUUACUGAGGCAGGAAUCUGUGUCAGCCCGGCCCGCUAUCCCACAAUGGAUCUCAUUCAUGGAGAGAGGACGCACCAACAUUUGUGGAGAAGAAGCGUACAGAUAAUAACUCACAGGCAUGAGGAACUUUAACUGUGUGAUGUCUCUGCUUCAUGGACCUGAACUCAAACUCAGAGACAGGACUGAACACGUGUACCUUACAGGUGAGCUUUGGGGUUAGUCUGGAUCGAGGAGUCAGAGUUAGACUGACUGUUUCUCACACCAACACCUUCGUUUAAACCCCUGAGCUCAGUCCGGUUUUAACCAGAGGAGUUCUAGUGCCCUUUUUUUUUUCGUUGGAUGGUAGGGGAAGGUCCCGCCCUCCUUCGCCUCUGAUUGGCUAGAAAAGGUGGGCUCAGAUUGGUUAUUCCUUAUGGUUGUGAAAUGUCAUCACAUGCUCAAGCCGAACAGAACAUUGGAAACAGAACAUUAUCAUGAUUCUGAAUCUCCGAACCCUAACCCAACAGACGAUGACGUUUCACAGCUGUAAUAACCAAUCUAGCUAGUAAGGUUCAGAGCUGAAGCCAGCUACAGCGCUAGCAGUCAGCCAGGUGGACCACCAACAGUCAGAGCAGGAGGCGGGCACCCUGGCAUCAGCUACAAGAGCCGGGGCAAGAGGCGGUGUCGCUACCCGGACCAUCCCAGAAACACGAUUUGUUCUGCGAAUUCUGCGAAAUGUACGUCACUUCCUCUACUAGCCAUCUUCACGACAGCUCCGAUAUCAGCGAGCUCGCUACAGUCAGAACGGACGCUUCAGUUUAUAACAGCCACGCGCUUUUCUUUUUCUCCUGAACGCAGUUCUUCCCCGACUGAAGCACAGCGCCGGAAAGUCAAGAGAAUGGCGCCCAGUUUCUCGAUUAAAGGUUCUUACUAUGAGCUUAAUUGUAAAAUUGUAACGUAGUUCGGAAAGGCUUGACUGAAUGUGAAUAUUUUAGUGUUGAAAUUGAACGCUGUAUAAAAACGCUGAAAUGGCACGUCAGUGUACUUUAUGGCAGUGAGUCGAUACCAAGAUCUGUACUGCACUAAUGCAAAUUACCGUAUUUUCCGCACUAUAAGGCGCACCGGAUUAUAAGGCGCACCUUCAAUGAAUGGCCUAUUUUAAAACUUUGUUCAUAUAUCAGGCGCACCGCAUUAUAAGGCGCAUAGAAAAGACGCUACAGUAGAGGCGGGGGUUACGUUAUGCAUCCAUUAGAUGGAGCUGCGCUAAAGGGAAUGUCAACAAAACAGUCAGAUAGGUCAGUCAAACUUUAUUAAUAGAUUACAAACCAGCGUUCUAACAACUCCGUUCACUCCCAAAAUGAAUAAACAGCUGUUUUCACGCACAAAUGGAAAUGAAACAGCACGCCUCACGCGGUCAUAUAUCCCAGUAUGCACCGCGCGCUUCUUCUUCUUCUACGGGGGAAAAUGAAGUCGGCGGCUGCUUACCGUAGUUGUGAGACCUGUUGUGCCUCAAUAUUGGUCCACAUAUAAGGCGCACCGGAUUAUAAGGCGCACUGUCAGCUUUUGAGAAAAUUUGAGGUUUUUAGGUGCGCCUUAUAGUGCGGAAAAUACGGUAACCUUAAAAACUUGAUUGAAGCUGUGGAGACGUGUCGAAACCCUCAGAAUUAAACUGAAUAAUAAACUCAUAAAUAAGGAUCAGGUCUUUGUUCCAGGUUCAUGUGGAGGGGAUUCCCACACAGACUAAACUCACGUCCUGAGGCGACCCCCCUCUGAGUCUGCUGAUGGACCCUGAGAACAGUUUACUGUGACCUGACUUCUCUUUACAUCAGCUUCCCCUGAGCUCUCCUCCCAUUGGACGAAACCCCGUCCCAAGGCCAGGCGAACUUCCUGCUGCAGACACAACAACCUGGAGGGAAGCGUGCUGCCGCCGCAGCCCCGACUGUGAGCCCAGACCCUCUCUGUACGAGAAACCAGAGCUCAUCACCGCCCCGGGUCAGCGUCCUGAUUCUGAACGUCAGAGAUCGAACGUUUCUUUGUGA